AUGUAUUCAAUUUGUAAUAUAGUAUUUGCACGUUGCGCUCUGUGAUUUUAACUAUAAGUACACCAUUUAUUGCUGUUUGUACGUAAAGUAAUAUUAUAACUAAAACAUUGCAAUACACGUGAACAUUUUAUAAGUCUAUAAUGGAGAGACAACAAAAUUCAGAGACAAAAGUUGAAAAUUUGGAAAAUUCAUCUGAUAAAAUAGAAAAAUUCAAACGCCUGGAUAAAGGAUGGUCUUGGGUAAUAAUGGUCGCCAGUUUCGGUGCAUUUUGUUUAAUUGGUGCAAAUAUGUAUGGUGUAGGAAUAAUGCAUGCUACCCUACUCAAGAGGUAUGGAUCAAGUGUGUCCCUUACAUCAUGGGCAGGAUCGUUGCAGACAGCUUCCAUGUCUCUCGGAGCUCCUUUUUCAAGCUUUUUUGUGGACAGAUUCAGUUGUCGGACAGCGGUAAUGUUAUCAGGAAUACUUUUUGCGGCUGGAUAUCUGGGUACAGCAUUUGCGCCUAACAUUGAAACAGCAAUUUUCACCUUGGGAAUCGUUGCCGGUUGUGGUGCUGGUGUUGGAUAUACAGCAAGCAUGGUUGUCAUUGAAUUCAAUUUCAAACGUAGACGCCACAUUGCUUUAGGUUUUGCGGUUUCUGGAAUGGGUGCCGGUCUCUUUGCGCUCUCACACCUGAUGCAACUGGCUCGCAAUUACUAUGGAUCUGCAGGGUUUUUUAUUAUACAGGCCACAAUGUCUCUGAACAUUGUAACGUUUGGAGCGAUGUAUUUUCCAAGUCAACUGGAACUACAUACACAAGAAAUGCGCAAAUGUAACAAAGAUAAUGCAAGGUCCGACAAAUCAAAAUCAAAUUCCAGCGAAGGCUUUACGCAGUAUUGCAACGCUUUAUUUAACAAACCAAUAGCUCUUUUGAGUGUUGGAAUGUUUUUUAACUGUGUCGGGACAUAUUUGAUAUAUUUGCAUCUGCCCGUAUAUAUUGUGUCGAAAGGGUUCACUGAUAAUCAAGCUGCAUGGAUGGUAUCAGUGACAGGUAUAUUGGCUGUCGUUGGCCGUAUAAUAACCGGAUUCGUUGCAAAUCUGAGCAUGUUCAAAGAAAUUUGGCUAUACGCAGGUACAUUGGGCGUCGUUUCUGUUAUCACAAUUGUGUAUCCGCACAUAUCAUAUACAUUUGCAGGGCAUAUCGUCUUUGCGGCAGUCCUUGGUACGUUUUUCGGCAGCUGCUAUGUACUGAUGACGGCAGUAAAUAUACGUAUUGUUGGUAUCAAGUUUGUGUCUGCAGCAGUAGGAACUGAGCUUUUCUUUGGCGGAAUUGGUGCAGUUUUAGGACCAGUAAUUGCUGGUGUAUUGGUGGACAAUGGCGGUACAUACGAACAAUCGUUUACUUUUGCAGGUGUUUGUAUCUUCCUAGCGGCAGUUUUAAGCAUUCUUACAGUGUGUCAUAAUGUUCCUCGAAAAGAAUUGGAAAAUCAGAAUGCAGACGAAGAUAGUAAACCUGUGAAGCUGAUAUCAGUCACUUCAUUGUCUAUGUAAGACAUGAUAACUGAUAUAUCGUGAAUUUGUUGCUAGUUUCCUGGAUACUGGCUAUUAACAGUAACCUAUAUAACAGGAGAGAAAAGGGGAGAAGAACUAUAUCAGUUCUUUUUCGUCCUAAUCCCUUUCAUGUAAUAUGUUUUCUUAUUUGUGAAAUGUAAUUGUAAUUAGGCCGGAUAUAAUGUCAGAAUCUCAAACUGAUUCCAACAUAGGGUUUCAUUCAUGAUUUACAAUCUUUAGUUACCUUAAUAAAGAAUCUAAACCAAACUCUAAACAUUAGAGCAGUUUCCUUUUAAUUUAACAGGGUAUUGCAAAUUUAACUGAAAUAAAAGCAAUUAAACGAAGAACAUUAGUAUCAUUUCUCUAUUCAUAUGCUUGUAUUACAUAUUAACACAUUACAAAGUAGUUUGAGAAGAUCUUCUAAAUAGUUGCUGUAACUGUUAAGGUGCCGCCACAAACACAAUUUAAUAGCAGUUCAUAUUUUCAGGCCUAGUAUUUUUCUCUUGAAAAUUGCACUAAAGUCUUAACAGUUGGUCAAAUUAUCAUCAACAUGGAAACACAUGAUGAUUUAUAGUAUAUACGCCGCUUGGGAAAUGUUUGAGUCUCGUUUAGACCGAAAGCUUACCCUAAAAUAUUGAAAUCUUACGGGCAUUCAAACUCCAUUAAACACAUAUUUACAAAAGACAAAAUUUAGUUCUUUUUGAAGUACAAUAUGUAUACUGCAAAAUCUUAUGGAAUGUUUGUCAAAAUUGUUCCUGGUUGUUGCAUUUGACACAAAAAUACAACUCCAUGUAAAUUUAAUUUAAAAAGUUGUUUGUACAUGCAUUACUGACCACAGCUAGCUAGGUAAACCAGUACACAUCGAUUGUUGAAUGCAACACUACACUAACUCUAUUGAUUUAUAUUGGAAGAUAAGAUAGUUUUUCAUUGUACAGUCAACCUAUAAUAUCAUCUGUUAUUAUGUCACUGUAUAUUAUGUGUGAACAGAUUUACAAAUUGGAUAAAUUGGAUUUUUGUGUAUAAUUCAGUAACCAUGUAAAAUUUCAAAAUAAAUUCUCUAAGACUGUGUUCUUUACAGUCUGAUUUACAAUUGGUUGUAAUUAUUUUUUUUUACAUGAUAGAAUAUAUAUUGAAUUUGACUAAAUGUAAAAUUGCAUAAUUUUGUCAUUUUAGCCAGAGAAAAAUAUCUAAUAAAGCAUAAUACAGGUAGUGAAAUGCAAAUCCUUUUACGUGCAUAUGUUCAAUUCAGAACAUAAUUUAUGACAAAAUUAUUGACUUUAGUGCAAUAUUCAAGAGAAAAAUACUCGGCCUGAAAAUAUGAACUGCUACUGAAUUGUGAUUGUGGCGGCACCUUAAUGUAUUGUAGCAAAAGUUGAUGUUAUCAAGUACCCAACUCAUCUGCAGUAACAUUGGGAUUACAUUUUUCUUUUCAAAUCCCCUAUAAAUGUUUUUUUUCUUGUUUCUGACUUUGAGAUACAAUUGUUCGAUGUUCAACUACUUUUAACUCCAAUGCCGACGAGUUUGUUUAAAAUUCUAUGCUCUGAAUUUGGCAGCUAUGUUCUGAAUUUUGACACCCAGUCGCUUUGUGACAAUAAUGAUAAAAUACUAAACGGAACCUACCAGUUCUUUCCAGAAAUCUAAACAUUUCAUUUUAUUCUGAUAUUUAAAAGAACAUUUAUGCUAUAGUAUACCAGUAGUAGAAAAUUACAGCACAUGAUCAACAGUAAUUGACACAAUACGUAUUAGAGAAUUCUAGAUGCAAUAUCUCAAAAAAAUGUGGAAUGAUAUUUUAAUAGUUUCGUUUCCUAACAUAUUACUUAUUCCACACCAAAACGUUUAUGUUGGAAUUAGUUCAACCUCAAAAGUCAAAAUGACCAGCCUAAAUGCAAUUUUGAAGUAAAUAAUUAUAUUUUAACUAACGGUAACGUACUUAUUAACAAAUUAUAUCUUUAUAGCAGAUUUUCCUUAUGCUCUAUGCUUAUGAUAUAUCACCGUCAUUUAUUCAAUAUCGACACUAAAGCAUCAUGCUGCUUGUUAAUUGUUUCGCAAUGUAGGACUUGGUAUUAAGCCAGAUUACCGCUAUCUAAAAGUGACAGAAGUGUAAGGAGCUAUCGGCAUUUACGUGGUGGCACUAUCGCAAUACCUAAAAGCACUUUGUGUAACAAUGCAACAUUUCAAUGUAGAGAAGAGUUUGUUUGUUUGUUUGUUUGCUUGUUUGUUGUUUUUUAUAUAUAACGGUAUAUAUAAUGGUGGUUUGGAUUUCAAUAAAUCAUGUACAUAUAC
Mercenaria mercenaria is the source of this 3809-nucleotide messenger RNA. RefSeq names its product monocarboxylate transporter 9-like. Gene Ontology annotation, biological process: monocarboxylic acid transport; transmembrane transport. NCBI's taxonomy places the organism in Eukaryota, Metazoa, Mollusca, Bivalvia, Venerida, Veneridae. The record is from RefSeq and is a predicted model, not a curated record. The transcript has 5 exons. The coding region runs from base 141 to 1526 and encodes 461 amino acids. Gene Ontology annotation, molecular function: monocarboxylic acid transmembrane transporter activity.